This is a messenger RNA of Colletotrichum lupini, 1614 nucleotides long. RefSeq names its product major facilitator superfamily transporter. Lineage: Eukaryota; Fungi; Ascomycota; Sordariomycetes; Glomerellales; Glomerellaceae. The record is from RefSeq and is a predicted model, not a curated record. Gene Ontology annotation, molecular function: transmembrane transporter activity. The transcript has 6 exons. Gene Ontology annotation, cellular component: membrane. Bases 1 to 1614 code for a protein of 537 amino acids. Gene Ontology annotation, biological process: transmembrane transport.
AUGGCUUCUCAAACUCCAGCCGAGGAGCGGGCCGGCGGUCCUGCCGUCGACGCGAUUGAGCCCAUCCCCGAACCAUCAGCACCGGCGAACACGGUCCAAGAAAAGGCGGCAAAGUUCCUCGCAGAGCACGGAGGCGGUGACACGACUUUUACAUACGAGGAAGAGCAAGCCGUUCUGAAGCGGAUCAACUUUCGCAUUCUUCCCUUGAUUCUCGGAGCGUAUUUCUUUCAGCAGAUGGACAAGAGUUCCCUUAGUUAUGUUUCCAUCUUCGGCAUCAAGGAAGACGCACACCUCGUCGGCAAGCAGUACUCCUGGCUCGGUUCUAUCUUGUACAUCGCUCAACUCGUCAUGCAACCCGUCGCUGCUUGGAUCCUCGUCAAACUCCCCAACGGAAAAGUCAUCGCUGCUGCCAUCUUCCUUUGGGGCUCUUCACUGGCCAUCAUGUCUUCCUGCACCGACUUCAAAUCACUUCUCGGCUUAAGAUUUAUGCUCGGGUCCUUCGAAGCUAUGAUCGCGCCGUCGUGCUUGGCUGUUACGACUACCUGGUGGAGAAGAAGCGAGCAGACACUCGUCACUAGUUCGUGGAACGCCAUGAACGGUGUAACGUUCAUCGUCGGAAGUCUCUUCACCUAUGGUCUGGGCCACAUUAACAGCGAUAAGCUCUACAAGUUCUGCGGCUUGCUCACCGUCACCUACUCCGCCGUUGUGCUCAUCUUCAUGCCCGACUCGCCAAUGUCUGCCAAGUACCUGACCGAGAGAGAAAAGGUCAUCGCCGUUGAGAGACUUCGUGCGAACCAGAUGGGCAUUCAGUCUGGAGUCUGGCGCUGGGACCACGUCUGGGAGACAUUCCUUGACUUGAAGACAUGGUGCUGGUUUAUUCUCAUCAUCGCUAUUUCCAUCGCCAGUGGUGGAAUCUCGACCUUUGGUAACUUGAUCGUUCAGUCAUUUGGAUACAGCAGUUUCACUACCAUCCUGUUCAACAUUCCGUUUGGAGCCAUCCAGAUCAUCGCCAUCAUGGGAAGCGGCUGGAUUGCCACUCGGAUCCAAAAGAAGGGCAUCGUCAUUGCAGGCGUGGCAAUCAUCCCUGCCAUCGGUACCGUCCUGAUGCUUACCGUACCGCGUGAGCACAAGGGCGUCUUGCUGUUCGGAUACUACUUGGUCUCUGCAUUGGCUGCCAUCACGCCUCUCAUUUUCACAUGGCAGGCACAAAACACCGCUGGUGACACCAAGAAGAAGACUACAUCUGCUGUUGUCUUCAUCGGGAUGUGCACAGGCAACAUCAUUGGACCGCUGUUGUAUUCCGUUGAUGACGCCCCGGUGUACCGUCCCGGUUUGAUUUCCAACCUUAUCAUGUUCGUCCUCGUUGCAAUCUUGGGAGCCCUUAUUCCUCUUUACCUCAAGUACCUCAACGUUCAGCACGCCAAGCGUCGUGAAGCACUCGGCAAGAGCACACUGAUCGUCGACGAGUCGAUGAUGCGCAACAAGGAUAAGCAGGAGGGCAAGGCGGUCGAGAUCGAAGAGGACCCCCAACCUCAACACCGUGCUAUUGAGGAAGACCACGGCCUGCAGGACAUGACGGAUCUAAAGAACGAGGAUUUCAUCUUUGUGUACUAG